Telopea speciosissima is the source of this 1296-nucleotide messenger RNA. Its product is annotated as probable leucine-rich repeat receptor-like protein kinase At1g35710. Gene Ontology annotation, molecular function: protein binding. The annotation marks the transcript as partial. NCBI's taxonomy places the organism in Eukaryota, Viridiplantae, Streptophyta, Magnoliopsida, Proteales, Proteaceae. The record is from RefSeq and is a predicted model, not a curated record. The transcript has a single exon.
AUGGCAUCCUCCAUUGUUUUAUGGUCCAUCUUAGUAUCUUUCACAGUUACUAUUAACCCUCCAUUUAUAGUGUUAGCAUCUGAAUCAUCAUCACCAGAAGCCAAAGCUCUACUCAACUGGAAAGCCAUCAGCAUACAGAGUGGAUCUCAUUUUCCUAAAUCCUGGAAUGCAACUGAUCAUGCUAGUCCAUGUAUGUGGGAUGGAAUAGUUUGCAACUCAGCUAGAAGGGUAACUGAGAUAAAUCUAUCCAAUUAUGCCUUAAAUGCCGAGCUCGACAAUUUGAAUUUCUCGUCUCUUUCGUGCUUAGUUCUAAUCAAUCUUAGUCACAGUGGAUUAUUUGGAACCAUUCCAAACACAAUUGGUAUGCUCUCCAACCUCACCUAUCUUUACCUUUCUCAUAAUUCUCUUUAUGGUGAACUGCUUUCUUCACUAGCUUCUCUUACUAGAUUAGCUGAGCUUGAUAUUUCUAGUAAUAAUAUAAGUGGUCAACUUCAUGAGUCUCUGUUCACCAACUGGACCAAACUCUCUUCUCUUAAUCUUGAUUACAAUCUGCUCAAAGGGGAGAUCCCUCCUGCUAUAGGUAAGUUGAACAAACUUAUCAUUCUCUCCCUCUAUGACAAUAGUUUCAAUGGCUCAAUACCUCAAGAAAUAGGAAACUUGAAGAAUCUCAAUCGGUUGUGUCUUGGCCUAAACAGGCUCUCUGGUUCAAUACCUUCAAGAAUAGGGAAUAUGAAAAAUCUGAUUUUGUUGGACUUAGCCUACAACAUGCUCACUGGUUCGAUACCUGAAGAAAUGGGGAAUAUGGAAAGUUUGAAUCUGUUGGAUCUGAGUUCCAACAACCUCACUGGUUCAAUACUUGAAGGAGUGGAGAACAUGAAAAACUUGAGUGAACUGGAUUUAAGUGACAACAUGCUUACUGGUCCAAUACCUUCAGGAAUAGAUAAUAUGAAAAAUCUGAAACAGCUGGAUCUAAGCACCAACAUGCUAACUGGUCCAAUACCUGCAGGAAUGGUGAAUCUUAAGAAUCUCGACGAAUUGGACCUAAGCAAUAACAUGCUUACUGGUUCAAUACCUGUAGAAAUGGGGAAACUUAAGAAUCUCCAUCAAUUGAAACUAAGCAGUAACAUGCUUACUGGUUCAAUACCUAUGGGAAUUGGAGAUUUGAAACAACUGGUACUACUUAAUCUGAGUCACAACAAACUAAAUGGUUCUAUACCUACACGUAUUGGGGGACUUAAUUUUCAUUACUUGGAUAUGGAUUUGUCCUACAAUGAUUUAGAGGGUCCUGUUCCUAAU